CCAACAUUCCUCAACCUCAAGUUGACCGACCACUAAGGUUUUUUUUUUUGGUGCUGUAGAGGUUUUGGAGUAAAGCAAAGAAGUGAAAAAGCACAUGACUUGUGCUUUAAGCGUAGAUAUUGUAGACAAAUAAGUCCUCUUUCUUCAUGUACUUUUAAGCCAAGCCAUUAAACCUCCCAUUAAUUAGUAUUCAUAUAAAUUCAACCUCAAACCAUUAAUCUCUGCAAAGAACUCUCGGAAUAUAAUUAAAAUCAAGCAUCUUCUCUAGGUGUUUUGAUUGAUAUGCAUAUGAUGGACAAGCUCUUCCUUCUUUCCCUUAUUGGUCUGUUAAUGCUAACCGCUUAUGGAGUUGCAGCGAAAAUGGUGUACACUGAUCUUGACAUCCUUGAGAAGCUUGAGAACUUUGACAUACCUGAAGAUGAUGAUGCUGACGAUGAUGACUAUGGUACAAAGCUCCAUGACUUGCCGUCUUUCACAAGCCGAAGCUCUGGUAAGAAUCUAGUGAAUGUGGAUACAUUUGGUGCUGCUGGAGAUGGAGUUUCUGAUGAUACUCAGGCAUUCGUGAGCGCAUGGAACAAGGCAUGUGGUAUGCCAAAAUCUGUGUUGUUGGUACCACAAGGAAGGACUUAUUUAAUAAAUGCAACAAAGUUUAAUGGUCCAUGUGAAACAAAGUUGGUCAUUCAGAUCGAGGGAACAAUAGUGGCACCAGAUGAGCCUAGCAACUGGGACCCAAAGUUCCAAAGAAUCUGGCUAGAGUUUUCGAAACUCAAAGGGGUUGUGUUCAAAGGGAACGGAGUUAUAGAUGGUUCUGGCACCAAAUGGUGGGCUGCUUCUUGCAAGAAAAACAAGUCUAAUCCUUGCAAAAGUGCACCAACGGCACUAACUAUAGAAUCUAGUUCAGGUGUGAAAGUAAGUGGCUUGACGAUCCAAAACAGCCAGCAGAUGAAUUUCAUCAUUGCAAGAUCAAACUCAGUCCGAGUCUCCAAAGUUAUGGUCUCUUCACCAGGAGAUAGUCCCAACACUGAUGGUAUCCAUAUCACUGGUUCUACCAAUGUUGUCCUUCAAGACUGCAAAAUCGGCACAGGGGAUGAUUGUGUCUCUAUUGUGAACGCAAGCUCGAAUAUAAAGAUGAAGAGGAUCUAUUGUGGACCUGGACAUGGAAUCAGCAUUGGAAGUCUUGGGAAUAAUAACUCAACAGGCAUUGUAACAGACGUUGUGUUGGACACUGCCUUCUUGAAAGAGACAACUAAUGGACUCAGAAUCAAAACAUAUCAGGGAGGUUCUGGUUAUGUUCAAGAUGUUCGAUUCACUAACGUUCAGAUGCAAGACGUCUCUAACCCGAUACUCAUUGAUCAGUUCUACUGCGAUAAUCCAACUUCAUGUCAAAACCAGACUUCGGCGGUUAAGAUCAGCCAGAUAAUGUACCGGAACAUAACCGGGACAACGAAAAGCGAAAAAGCCAUCAAAUUUGCAUGCAGCGAUACAGUUCCUUGCAGCCACAUUGUCCUCAACAAUGUGAAUCUUGAAGGCAGAGACGGUCAAGUCGAAGCUUACUGUAACUCAGCUGAAGGUUUUGGGUAUGGAGUGAUUCAUCCAUCUGCUGAUUGUCUGUACUCGCACGACAACAAGGGCUUGGACCAGGGUCACAAGUCAGAACCUGUUUUGGUAACCGAGGAAGCUGAGAUUGGUCACGACGAGCUUUGAUGAUGGUGGUGAUGCUCUAAGCGUUGGUAGUGAGGGAUGGUAUGUGUAAUAUAGUUUUCUGAAGCAUAUGAUACAGUAAAAGAAAGAUUUUUAUUUUUUAGUCAACCAUAAGAUUGUUCUUCACAGUAUUUUGUCCACCUUUUGUAUCAUAUAACAACUACAAGUCAUGUACACGUUUCUUCUACAUUAAAAGUUUUUAUGUUAAUGAAAUUUAUUUACGUA
Messenger RNA from Raphanus sativus (radish), 1926 nucleotides. RefSeq names its product probable polygalacturonase At1g80170. Gene Ontology annotation, molecular function: polygalacturonase activity. The coding region runs from base 283 to 1704 and encodes 473 amino acids. The transcript is spliced from 9 exons. The record is from RefSeq and is a predicted model, not a curated record. NCBI's taxonomy places the organism in Eukaryota, Viridiplantae, Streptophyta, Magnoliopsida, Brassicales, Brassicaceae. Gene Ontology annotation, biological process: carbohydrate metabolic process.